GCCUAACGCAACGGUUGUCUAUCAAAUCGACGGUCUAUUCACCCGCAGAGAGCUCGAAAUGAUCAAACAAGCCAUGGAUAGCAUAUCUUUCAUUUCGUGCGUUCGGUUUGAGGAAAGAACGAACGAAGCAGGCUACGUUCGUAUAACUUCUGAGGACUCCGGUUGCUGGGCUGACUCUGGUCGGUCGUCACAAAGAUCACAACUCAAUCUUGGUCCCGGAUGUUUUGCCACUAAUGGAACGACACUUCACGAGUUCAUGCAUACGUUGGGCUUUCUGCACCAGCACACCCGUCCCGACCGAGAUCGGUACGUUCAGGUGAUGUACGAAAAUGUAAUUCAAUAUCCAGAGAUUCUAUUCAACUUUGAAAUCAUCGAUCCAUGGACGGAUUCCGCAUUCCCGUUGCCCUAUGACUUUGACAGUAUAAUGCACUAUGGACCGUCUAUGUACAGCAGGGAUCCUCAUCGACUGGUAACCAUAGCAUCCAGAAAUCCAAUGGUGACUGCGAUAGGCCAACGAGAUCAUCUCAGUGAACUCGAUAUCGUUGCAAUAAACUUUCUUUAUUGCGUCUGAAUGACAACGUCUUCCGCA
This is a messenger RNA of Ochlerotatus camptorhynchus, 589 nucleotides long. Its product is annotated as astacin-like metalloprotease toxin 2. Gene Ontology annotation, molecular function: metalloendopeptidase activity; zinc ion binding. The transcript is spliced from 3 exons. Gene Ontology annotation, biological process: proteolysis. NCBI's taxonomy places the organism in Eukaryota, Metazoa, Arthropoda, Insecta, Diptera, Culicidae. The record is from RefSeq and is a predicted model, not a curated record. Bases 59 to 571 code for a protein of 170 amino acids.